AGUAGUAAGAAGGUUGGGUGUUGGUGGUAGAAGGUCUGUGUGCUCCUGCACAGAGCCCGGGUAAAAAGAGAGCCUGUGGUGCGUAUGUAAAAACUCUUACCUGUAGGAAUUACUGACAUUUGUUUGCACUGUAAAUUGGAAACGUAUUCCUCAACAAUGGACAGAUAUGUAAGAUCUUCUUGGAGUGCCUGAAUAAUACAAGACGCAUCGUAAUACUAAUUUCAUGAUUAUUUCCUAAUGAAAUCUGUGGACUCUGGGAAUUAUAUGGCAUCUCACUGAUAUGCUGGCUUAUACAUCCUAGCUUGAAGUACUAAGGCCAUCCACAAAACAUGAUGUUUCAGACAAUGGAAAGCUGUUUUAUCCCCUCUAUUUACAUUUGAUCUGAAAAUCUGAAAAUGAUAAUAUACCUUAUGGUCUUCUUUCCAGUUACUAGUAAUGGAUCCUUUUGAGGCAUAUUUAUUCUCCUGUUGAUUUCUUGACAUUCAGUAUUAACUUUGUACCACUGCCUCCAAAUUGUGUAUACUUUCACAGCUGUACUGAAAAAUUUUACCAUAUGCUAGUUUUGCUUGAUUUACUUAAAGAAUUGUUAAUGCUCAAUUUACACCUUUAAAGCUUAUACCAUUUGAAAACUGUUCAAACUAUCUUAUUAUAUAAAUCAAGCUGUCUAAGCCAAAGAAUUGAUAGAGAAAUGUCUACUAAGGCUCCAAUCUAUCUUAAACGAGGCAGUAGGAAAGGAAAAAAGGAAAAGUUACGAGACAUCCUAUCCUCAGACAUGAUCAGUCCUCCACUGGGUGACUUUAGACAUACGAUUCAUAUAGGGAGUGGUGGUGAGAAUGACAUGUUUGGAGACAUUUCUUUUCUGCAAGGCAAGUUCCAUCUGCUUCCCACUACUAUUUCUCCACGAAACAGCCAGUAUGGGAUGCCAUUUGAAUUUGGAAGAACAGCAACCAUCUCUAGCCACCAGCACAUGCUACAACCUGAAAAUUCCUCCCCUCUGCUGAAAAAUGCUAUUUCUCUUCCUGUUAUUGGUGGUCCUCAAGCCCUGACACUCCCCUCUGCUCAAGCUCCUCCCAAGCCCCCACGAUUGCACUUGGAAGACAAGGCAGUACAUCCAGCUUCUAAACCAAAAGCACCACAAGACAGCAGAGCUACAGAAACCCAGAACUCUGUAAUGCUUACAGAAAAGUUUAACUCUUACCAAGCCAAUGGGUCAGCAGAGCACAAGCUUCAGGAUUUCAAAAUCGAAGAAACAGUUAGUUUUCCACAGAAUGAACCUUCUUCAGAGGAAACUGCAGAAGAGCCAUUUUUGUCUCAUGCUGGUUCUCUGUUUUCUCUUCACUUGGAUUUAGGACCAUCAAUCUUAGAUGAUGUGCUUCAGAUAAUGGAUAAACAUCAGCUAGGUAGCCUAAGUGGACCAAUGCAUGACUCAAGACAUCAAAUCACUACUUAAAUAUAGAGUCAGUACUAUGGUUAACAGUAAUAGUCUACAAAAUGUGACUUGUGUGGAUGUUGUUCCCCAAGUUAAAAAUGGAAUUCCAUGAAAACUGAUCACCAGCAAACAAUUAAGAAUUAUAAUCAUUUUCUCACAAAUUGUAUAUACUUUAUAGAUUAGAGAUGUAUAACCUGAUAUUUUUGUGGCAUACAACUAUGGUUUGCCUUGCAACUUUUGUAUCUUGACAAAAAGAAAGGAAGUUAUUGCAUUUACAGUGUUGCAUUUUAUCACUGCCAGAUAAUUUCUGUUUGUUAGGAUUAUAGAAUUUUAGCUGCUCUAAAUGGAUCUUAAAACUGUUUUUUUUGGUGGGGGGUGGGGGACAAAAGAAUAAAGGUGUACCCUUAAUUUCUACAAACCUUCAGUGAUAGAAAAUACUUAAACAACAGAAAUUAUGUAUAAAGUGGAGAGAUUAAGCCAAGUGCCUGCAUUUAUGAAAAGGGAGAGUAUUUUUCAGUGGUUAUCCGUAAAAUAGUUUUAAAGUGAUUAGACUGCAAUAGUAAAUGCUAUGGUAAAACCAAUGGAAAGAUGCUGUUUAAAGUAUAGAAACAACCUUAUCAGAAAAAAAUAAAAUAAAAUGCCUGUUCCUUAAAUGCAGAAUAUCAUGCUGCAAGCAUGCAAUUUCUGUUUCAGAAACAAAAUCAUAAAUGUAGAAUUGGAGAAGGCUGUACUAAGCUGGCAAAGUCUUGCUCCUAAUUCCAGUGACAGAUUAUGAAGAGUGUGCAUGUUUGUUGUUUCCUAACAGUGGAUUAUUAAUAACAAAAAAUGGGGAUACAUGCUUUUGGGAAAAUUGUAUGCCUUUUACUUUUAUCUGUUCUUAGAUCAAAGCCUUUGUACUUACUGCUUACUUGCACUGAUAAUCUGAACUGAAGAAUACCAAGGCUUUUUUUUUUCAAAUUUUAUGGAGAAGACAUACUUUUAUUAUUACCUGUUUAUCAUAUACAUAAUUUAAAGUUACACUGCAGUGGCUUAAAUGCAUAGUUAAAUGUUUAGUUAAGAUACUUAGUUAAGUAUCUGAACAUUUCAUGUUUGGCAAAUACCAUAAUUACUCCCUGAAUAAAUGAAGAAAGAAAACUGUAUAUCCUUAAAGGAGAUGGCUGGUGCCUGCUAUAUGUGGGUCCUCCAUAAUUUUAAUGAUUAGAGUAUUGGCAAAAAUCAUAGUGAAAGGAACUCACGUAUCCUGCACAGUUUCCUGUAAUAAUUAUAUUGUAAGAACAGUUUGAUCAGUUAUGUCAUGUUUUUAUUUUUUAUUUUUUGAAAACUGAUUGGGUUCCUUACUAUUUACAUGGCUGGGGUUUAUGCACCUUCUUGUGUUUAUUUUUACAUGGAAUUAGUGCAUUUUAAUUCAGACAUAAACUAUUCUGUGUCCUAUAUAUUCCUUAUUCAAAAUUUAUUAUCGAAAGAGGACACAGAGGCUUGCACUUCCAUGGUACGUGUUAUAGAUGCACGUGUACAAAACAGUACUUAAUUGUAAUAUCCGGACACUUUUUCAUUCAGCUGUAUUACUGCCACAAGUUUAAAUACAGGGUUAGUUAUGAGAUAUUUACAUUUACCUUUAAGACUUUUUUUUAGUGUGACAUUUUCAACAUCUCUGUUUUGCUUUUGGCAGAACUGUCUGAUUUUGUAGUCAUCUCUGUGUAUGCAGUAUAGGUUAAUAUGCAGUCCUUGUAAAGUCAGACCUUAUCAUUAGGUUGAGUUUACAUCUCGGAUGCAUAGGUUUACAUACAGCACCGCUCCCCAGAAUACAGCAUUGUUUGAUAGAGGUGCUGUACAGCUCCACUUUUGGGAAACUGAGUGACCACCACUAACUUACACAAUUUUUUUCUGUAUUAUCAAGUAAUGCAUCACUGGAAAAAUUGUUAUGAAACUCUUUAAUCCUUAUUACUAGAACUGAAUACCAAGACUAAAAACAGUCCUAUAGCAAUGUCCUUCAUGGUGGUGAAUGACUGUUUUGUAAUAAAAAAGGUCAAAGGAAUUAAACAUAUUUUUGUCUUGAUCUGUUUACUAAUAUCAGGCAUUUAUGUUAUAUUCCCUUCCCCUUCCCCUUUCUUGGCCUGUCUCUGCAGAAUUUUUCACUUAGUUCUGUCCCACCUUUAAUACAGGUUAGUAUUUGUCAUUCUUUAAACAAGCAGAUAAAUUGCUACAGGGCUACUAAUUGUACAGGUGUCAUUCAGAACUUUCAGGGUGGUAUAUGCUUCCAAAACAAAAUGAAUGUUACACAUUUACUAACAGUGUCACUGCUGUGUAGUGACAGCAUAGUUGGCAUUACUAAUAUUGUGAUCCCAAAAAUGAUUUCAUAAGCCAAAGGCAUAUGAGGUUAACAUAAUGGAUGAAGUCUUCCAUGGAAAUAUUGGAGACAGACUGUCAAGUUGCAGAACAUCCCAAAUAUUGACAAAGAAAGAAUAAAUUGUCUACUAAAGGGUAAUGACUGUAAUACCAGAAUGAUCAUUGAACAAAUAACUGCACUGUGCACACAAGUCAAAACUGUGUCAGUAUGACUUCAUGUGUAACAUAAUCAGAGAGUGUGCUUGCAGAUAGAUUUUAUGAGUGGCAACACUCGCACACAAACAAGUUAUAACAUGUUUGUAGAAAUAGUAUCAUACCUCAGUAAAGCAGCACACUUGCAAUUAGUGUUUACACAAAGUUUUUAUUGCAUUUCCAAAAACAAAAUGAGGCAGUUUUGAGGUGUUUCUGGCACACAGCAUAGCAACCAAAUUGUAAGUAACAAAAUUGCAUGACUUUUUGUAUCUACAGCUCACAAUAUAAAACUGAUAACUUGUCAUUAGAAGGCCUGCUUGGAAUGUGACCUUGUUUGUGUACAUUAAACUGUUUCUUUUUUAAAUCUUGACCUUGGUCAUGUACAUUAAACUCAUUAUUUUUUAA
Protopterus annectens (West African lungfish) is the source of this 4372-nucleotide messenger RNA. It is a transcript of the gene CDC42EP2, whose product is annotated as CDC42 effector protein 2. The record is from RefSeq and is a predicted model, not a curated record. NCBI's taxonomy places the organism in Eukaryota, Metazoa, Chordata, Ceratodontiformes, Protopteridae. The transcript has 2 exons. Bases 689 to 1450 code for a protein of 253 amino acids.